ACUUUUGCUCAGUAUAGUUUUGGAAGUAAUUUUCUUUUAAUCUUCGGUGGAGAAUUAAUUGUUAAGUGUGUAAUUAUAUUGCUUCGAUUCAGUUAGGGGUUUGCGCUGAAAUUGGUAAUUUCAGUUUUUUAGAGGACAAAAGAUUUAGUAAUUGGAGUUUUGUUUUUAUUUGAUUAUUCAUUUUGUCAUUUGAUACUUACGGCUCGAGUGGGUAGUGGUGGAGCUUUCUUUCAGCAUGAUUCCAGCUAAGGGAAUAAAGAAAUUGUUGUUUCUGCUCAAUUACUUAAUUUGGUAAAUGACCUUUAAUUGUCGAUUGUGGCAGUUCUGGAUGGAUUUGUAUGUUAUGCCUUAAUCUGGCUUGGUGGUAUGUUGGGUUCCUAAGUUGUUUGGAUGUUUCGAUAGGAUAAAAAUGGAACCAAUCUUUUACUUUUUUUUGUUAAAUUAUGGAGAAACUGAGUUUUUUGGCUCAAAUUUGGCUGAGGUGACACAAUGGUGCUUUUCUUUGUUAUCGUUAUAGGUAUAGACUUCAAAUGCUGAGUGACUUUGUAAAAUGAUACAGUAACUUAUAGCUCUGAUACAUUUACAAUCAUCUAUAUUUAGUUGGCAAACAAACUUUUCAAGAGAAUAAUGUUCAGUGGCAGACCUACGAUUUAAGGUCGUUGUUGCUCCCUUUCUUUGACAUAAAGUUGCUACUAAUCACAUAGUAUAUUUGUUUAUUUUCAUGGAUAUUUGAAUGUGACAAUGAAAAAAGUUAAUGAAUAAACUAAGAUUACAAUUAUCACUGCAAAAAGGACUUCUAAUCACAAUUCACAAUAAGAAAAAUACAAUUAAUAAUAUUAAUAAUAAAAUAGACUUCUCGUCACUAAGUCAACUGUAAUUGACGAGAAAGAGAGCUUGGUGCAUUUUGGGGUAAGUGUUCAAGAAGGGUUUUGAAUCUUUUGGAAAUGUUUUGGAGCUUCGUGUAAAAUAGACUGGUUUGAUUUAGACUUUUAAGUGCUGAGUGACUUUGGUAUUAGAUGUAAAAAAUGAUCCCGUAACUUCCUUUUUUUUUUUUUUGAUAAAUAACAAUGAUCCAGUAACUAUCGCUCUGAAAGAUAGGAUUACUUAAAGUCUUAAACUCAAUCAAUCAACGAUGUAUUAUCCCAAUUAGUUAGGGUUCGAUAUAUGAAUCAUAUUUGUUUAAUAUUUGGAGAUUCAUCAUAUUAGAGAAGAAUAUUAUCCACAAUGAGAGGGAAAUUUUUCUUCUGAUUUCACUACCUUAGGAUACUUUGACCAUUCUGGCCUUUAUCGGCUUCCAUUCAAGCUUGUUGUUCAGUGUCCUGAAUGAAGGUGAGAGCUUGUUAUGAUUAGCAAAGUCCUUUCCAAGUCUUUGAAUGCUUUCACUUGUUAAUAUUACCAUUGACCGAAGACAGGUUGCCACCUGGGGCGGAGCUAGUAAGAGAAGGAAGGGGGUUCAAUUGAAUCCCCUUUAUCGAAAUAUUAUACUGGCAAAUAGGGGAGUUUUUUUUGGUUAUAUAUAAACUAUUGAAUCCCUUUGACAUAAAGAAAAAAUUCUAGUGCUUUGCCUUCUAAAAAAAACAAGAAUUUUUUUUUGUGCUUUGGUAAAGGAGGUUUAAUGUUGCGCUAGCCGCUAAGUCACAAGUUUAAAUCUCAGUAAACUAUGAGAUUCUAUUAUUUUUUGAAUCCCUUUAUAUAAAUUCCUGGCUACAUUACUGAUUGCCACGAGAGAGGCUUUAGCCCUUGGUUUGGUAGUUCCAGUCGGACAACAUUUGUGCACUUGCCAACUAGAUUGGUUUCAUUAUCCCCAAUAAAAAAUAACCCAAUCUAGAAAUUGUUCAAAUUUAUCUAAUGCACCGAUGCAAAAUAUAACACCAUAUUCAUUCGACAAUUCUAGUGAUGGGCUCUAAAUGAUGAUUGCAAUGCCUAUGUCAUAAUGGUUGUAUGUACCAGCGUUAGUUUCAUGUGGAAAUUGUCAAAAAUAAUUAAAAAGAUUAGCUCAUGGGUUGGAAUUUUCAACGUAACUCAUAAACCUUCCAGUAGGCUCUUUCACCUAAUUCAAAGCAUUAUUUAUGUGAAAUACUUGAAAAGUGAAAGAAUGGAUGUAUCUUCGCAUGUCUCUGUGUUCUAGUGAAAAAAAAAUAGUUAUUGCCGUUUGUCGGUGUUUGUAUUGAAAUGGCUCUCUUACUUCUUUCCCUUUUUUAAGGAGAGCCUUGAGCAACAGAAAUUUCAUUUCUGAUACGUUUCUCCUAAGUCAAGAAGUAGAAGUGUGAAAAUGAAAAUUAUAUAAAAAAUAAAGUGUGAAAAUUGGGAAAAUAAAAUUUAUAUUUUGAAAAAGGUCUCUUGUGAACAACAUAGCACCUCUGUGCACUUUCAUGUCAAAACAGGUUCUUUAUUUAUGUAUCGGUUCCUCUAGCAUGCUGAAGCUUCGUUUGUUACUCAACUUGUUGUUUAUCUUUUUUUUAUUAAUUUAUUUUUUGAUUGUUAUGUGUUAUAAAGAGACUAAUCAAGAUGGGCUACAAGUUUCUUUUUCAUUUAGAUUUGUCUAAAUUUCUUGCUAUGUAUGACUUGCCUAUUUUUUUUUUUUUUUGGAAUAAGGUAACAUAAUUUUAUUGAUAAUGGGGAGAGAAAUCUCUCAUAAUCAAAAGUAGAGAAUCUGCAAAGAAAUAUAAUUUUAUAUGAACGAUAUCUAAUUUUCGACACAAAUUGGGAUCUCAUGGAUACACCAAAAAUAAAUGAGGCUAUUUCUCAAAUGUACAAAACCAUUUUCUAUCCCUUCAAAAGCUAUCAUAUUUCACUCUUUCCAUACAACCCACAUACUGCUAGAAUAGCACACGCUUUUCAUCUUCUCAUCUGUCUUCUAAAUGUCCAAUUGAACAGUGUCUCCUCCCGGUGCAUGGCAUCACUCAUUGCAACCCGAACCAUCUAAAGAUCUCCCACCAUAAACAAGACACUACCUGACAAUGUAUUAAGAGGUGAUCCACAUUUUUGUCCGAUCUCUUACACAUACAACCGCUGACGUAUGUAAUUCUCCUCUUCCUCGAGUUUUCAGUUGUCGGAAGUACUCCCUUGCUGCCAAGCAACUGAAGAAUUGCACAGUAUUUGACAUCGUGGGAUUCUUAAUUGAUAGAUGUGGAAAUGUUGAUUACUUUAUGAUCAACAAUUUAUUUUUAAUGAGUUAAGUAAUUAUCAUUAAUAAAAAGGCAUCCAAAAGAUGUAGAAUACAAGGUAGCAAAAAGUUAGCUCCAGAACAAUGUCUAAGUUAGCUCAGUGAGCUAACAAAAUCCAAAAAAUUAUCAAUAUUGUUUAUAGGGGAAAAAUGCCAACUAAACAAUCUAACUAAGAUUUGGCCUUAAGAGUGUAAGUAGGAUUUCAGAUCCCAUUAAAGCAUCUGUUGUUCCUUUCAGUUCGGACACACCAAAAAAUUAUUGUUGGGGUCAUCCUCCAGAUCCUUCUGAUGGUUUUAUAAACCAAAAUAAAAUGGAAGAAGUUCUAAGAUCAGCUGUGAGUGGGUAGUAUAGAAAUAGAUGGCUGACAUUCUCUGAACUUGGGUGUUAGUGUUACAAAUAGCAUCUGUUUACUAAGGUUAUGCCUUUUUUGUGAGGUUGUCCUGUGUUAGGCAUGCUCCAUUAAGUGCUAUCCAAGAAAAGCAUGAGAGUUUUAGAGGUAGUCUAAUCUUCCACGCAUUUUUCCAUGGCCAAUCCUCAAGGAUGCCAUUCUGAGAGAACAAAUGAUGGUAACCAGCUUUGAUUGUGUACCUCCCUUCUUUAGAGCUUCGCCAUAGGAUUUUGUCAGGUUGGUGUGGAUUAAAGCUAUAGAGGGUGUUUGGGUUAGCUUAUUUUAAGUGCUUAUUGGCUUUUAAGCACUUUUUUAGUUUGUGUGGUGUUUGGCAAUGAUAAAAAGUGCUUAAAAGCACUUACUUUUAGGCAUAAAAAGUACAAAAAUAAGUCAAAAGCCAAAAGUUGGGUAUUACCAACUUAUGGCUUUUGGCUUUUAGCUUAAAAGCUACUUUUUAUAGGCCAAUCCAAACACUCUAAUAGUCUUCCAAUGCUGCAAGGAGUGUGAGUAAGUAAUUUCCAAUAUUGAAGAUUCCUUCUGAAUGUGGUAUUCAAGCUAUUAUUUUCUUCGUAUUGGGCAAUAAAAGCAUCCUUGUUACGUGCAAGCUGAUAUAACCCUAGGUAGGAUUCCUAUGGGGUUGUGUUACCAAAUCCAUUUGUCUUUCCAGAAGUUAAUAUGUAGACCAUUUCCAACUCUGAAGGAUAUGUUCUGGAAAAAUUCCUUGUUGUGACUGCUGAUGUAUUUCCAAACUCCAACCCUAUUUAGUAAUGUGCUUUCCUUGGUACACCAGUGGCCUUGGGGCACCAAAUUUAGCAUCUAUAAUUGUCUUCCAGUAUCCUGCCUCUUGAAUGAUCAACAAUUUAUUUUAAUUAGGCUUUACUGACUCUUACCUCCAAGGAUCCUUGUUGUUACGCAAAAAACUAUUUAUGAAGCAAUUCAACCAACUACCUGCCUCUUACCUCCAAGGAUCCUUCUUGUUACGCAAAAAACUAUUUAUAAAGCAAUUCAACCAUACUUUCAAAGUUUGCAACCUCCCAAUCCUCAAGGUUCCUUCUAAACCACAAGUCCUGGUGAAACUCCCUUUCAUGACCUUUAACCCUGUUGGGAUCUUUUCUCUUUUUGGUUGGAAAUGUUGUAAGUGUCGGGAAAUAAGAAUUUCAAUGCAUUAUCUCCAUACCACCUAUGCCUCGAGAAACUGACAUUGGUUUGUUCCUCUAUCAUGUAAGUGAUAAUGCUGCAAAACUCUUCCUGAUCCUUCACAAUAUUCCUCCAUCGGCCGCACCUAAAAAGGAGUAUGAUGUUCUGUUUUUCGCCAACUCCUUUCCACAAUCCCAUAUUUUUCCGCUAUCAUCUCCCUCCAAAGAGCAUGAUCCUCUAUCCCGAAUCUCCAUAACCAUUCUCUGAUAAUGCCUCGUUAAAAAUCCUGAUAUCCUUAUGAUCCACUCGUUCUAUGUGAAUAGUUGUCUCUGUUUUCCUUUUACAUGAUGCUUUUUUUUUGAUAAGGUCCUUUUACAUGAUGCUAUGAGCAUGAUUUGGCUAAAGUAUAGUGAUUAUUUGACAACACGUAAUUAUUUGUGUAUCAAUACAUUUGCAUUUUGGUAAUAGUUAGUGAGUGAAAUUUAAAGUCUUUCUUGCUUGGUGAAGAAAAGUGAAAAAGAUUCGUGAACAUUCAAGUCCUUAUUGGCAUUCUCUCUCCUCCGCUUCCAGAAAAAGGAGAAUAUUUGAUAUGUGUUGAUUCCAACUUGUGAGGUCUAUAUUUCGUAGUAUCUAUGCAUUUUGAUAGUUUCUUGAAACUAUUCACUUGCAUGAUGGGUGCCUUGAAAAGCUCAUUCUCAUAUGUUUUAUGCCAUGUUUUAUCAAUUCUUCCGGUAUGCUAUCUCAUCUCAACAUUAAAGUUCAGAGACAUCUGUGUAGGCUUUGUGGGUUUGAAGCCAACAAGUUCAUAUUGCAGGAUAUAUUUUAGCUUGAUCACGAAAUUGUUAUGCUUAGGUUGAGGAAUGUAUUAAUCAAUUGGGCUUCCAGGCACAUUUCACGGGGGCAGAAAAGAUUUCCUCUUUUCUGGCAACAUCCUAUAAUCAGUUUCUUUCCUCUGGCGUCAUCUUUUAGAAUUUUUCUCUUUCCUCUUUUAUUACUAGGUUUUAUUUGUAAGGUUUCUGUUAAUAUGGAGGUAGACAAGAUUUAUUUUGCACUGGGGUUCAAGUCUUAUGAUAUCACCAGAAUCAUAUCGAGGGUUGUAGUCUGGUUAGAAUGGAUAGGAAGGAGUCGUAACUUGAUGCGGAGAACUACGUUCAGGAAAACCAUGGAGUGGCUGUGCAUUGUUCUACAGGAAGCAUCAAGAGUUGCUGGAAACUACGUCAAAAGAUGGAAGCUAAAGGAAGAACAAUCAAAUUUGAUAAAAAGAAAUAAGGUACUGGUCACUUUUAAUUGGCGUGGACCAUUGAAAUAAUUUGAUUUAUCUUAUUUAUCUGGGCAUACACAUUUUGAUCAUAAACAAGGUUGAGUGUUGACUCAUGGAGCUUAAAGUUUCAUCUUCAAAGCCAGCACUUUUACCUUCUGAUUGCAACAGUGAUCCUGAAGAGAAAGAAAUCAGUGAAGAGGAUGAUGAUGAUCGCAAUCAUAAGCAUCGUAGGAGAGAACUGCAUUCUCAAUCUGAGGAGACUGAUGCCGUUGAACCAGUUUUCAGUAGACCAUUCAGGAAACGAAAGCCUUUUAAGAAUGGACAUCCUUAUGGUGAAGGAGAUUCUCAGUUUAGUGAAACCAGGUUCCCAAGAAGACGAGGAAUGGGUUCAUUUUCCAGGGCCCCUUUGGAAUCAUACCAAAGAAUGAGGCUGAACCAAUCACUGUCUGGUGAUGCUAGUAAUGGUAGGGGUCGAGGGAGAGAACAUAGUGCUUGGGCCCAACGUGAUUCAAGGUUUGGCUCCGCUGAUAUUGCAUCUCAAAUGUUUCCACAGGGCCCUGUUACUCCUGAUCUCUUUACUGGAAGAGGGGUGCAAAACGUUUCUAAUGCACAGAGUUCAUCUUGGAGUGCAUUUGGAAUGGUUCCAGGAAUGUCUAAUGGCGGCCUUGAUACAAUUCAUUCCCUUGGUUUCCAGGGAACACUCAGGCCACCCUUGAAUCCUACUGUGGGUAUGGGUAUUCCAAGGCAGAGAUGUAGAGACUUUGAGGAGCGUGGAUUUUGCCUAAGAGGAGAUAUGUGCCCGAUGGAGCAUGGAGUAAAUCGUAUUGUUGUUGAAGAUGUUCAGAGCCUUUCUCAGUUUAAUCUUCCUGUGUCACUUCCUAAUGCACACAUGCUAGGACCAGCUACUGUAGAAGGAUCUUUACCUGUGAUAGGCCCUUCUGGAUCAUUGGUUAGUGGCAAAGCUUUACACAACAAAAUUACCAAACCUCCUGUGAUUGAUGAUGGAUUGGGUUUGACUGAUGCUUUUGUUGAUGGUUCUAUGGCUGGGGGAGCUGAUUUUUAUGAUCCUGAUCAGCCUUUAUGGUCAAAUGAUCGUUCUGAAACUUCAGCAGUACUCCAGGAUUUAAAUCCAUCUAAAAUUGAUGAUACUGGGCCUUUGUUAGAUGCAGACUCCUCUGAUCAUGAUCAAGUUGGGCAGUGUGAUGCCUUUGAACUUGAGCAUCCACUUAGAGGUGCUAAGGCAGCUUCAGGAUCUCAGAGUGUGUGGGGAAGAAUCAGAAGGUCAAAAAAUAACUCGAAUGUGAAAGAGAUCACUGAUUUUACAGGGGAUGCUUCAAGUUUUGAUGAAAUGGGAAAAGAUUUGGAAUCGUCCUGCAGCAAUCAAGGAAACUCCCGUCCAGGGAAGCAAAAAAAUGUAGAUACUAUUGACCCACAAAUGACAGAAUCAUCUUUCAAGCCCCAAAGUAGUUCUGGACAUAAUAUGAGAAAACCUUCUCAAAAGGCACUUCGAACGCUGUUUGUGAGAGGCAUUCCACAGAAAGACAACAAACCAGAUGCUCUUCUUUCACAUUUUCAAAAAUUUGGGGAGGUCAUUGACAUCCACAUCCCACAGAGUGGUGAACGAGCUUUUAUUCAAUUUUCUAAGAGAGAAGAAGCUGAGGCUGCUUUAAGGGCACCUGAUGCUGUGAUCGGCAACCGUUUUAUAAAGCUUUUCUGGGCAAACAGGGAUAGCAUUAUGGAUGAUGGUUUAAAUGGUGGCAUUAAUUUACCUUUGACUCCUCGUGGAGUAACAUCUAGUGUGGUUCAACCCCACCUAUCUGUUCCUUAUAAAGGAAAAGACAAUAUCCAGUCCUUAGCCUCAAAAGCUGCUGAACAUGGUCCUGUUGUUCUGUUACCUACUUCUGGUCUACCUAAGCCUGUGGCUCAUAAUGUUCCCAAAGCUGCACCAGCUGUGCAAAGAAAGGUGGAGAGUUUAGAACUUUUGAAGGAAGAAUUGCGCAAGAAGCAGGAGCUGCUUGAUCAGAAGCGGAAUGAGUUCCGACGUCAGUUGGUUAAACUUGAGAAGCAGGCUGUAGGUGUGAAAGCUGAAGCAGUCUCAGACCAGGAUCUGAAGAAACAGGUGGAGGGAGAAACAGUAUCUUAUUCUGCAAAAAUGCAAAAUUCAAGCUCCACAGAACUUAAUAAUGAUGUAUCUUCAACACAAGCUGACGCAAUCUCUGAUUGUAGCAGAUCAACAGAGAAUGCGGAGCGCUCUUGUUCUAUAUCAUCUUCUACUGUGGCCACACAGGAACCUUCCAGCUUGAAGCAGUCAAUUCGUCCACUGGCACCACAUGGUGCACCUUUUAUAUUCAAUAGAUACAAACUAGACAAUCGUCCCACUGCCUUCAAAGUUCUUCCACCUUUGCCAUGUGGUCUUGCAAAUGUUGCUGUCUUGAAGGAACAUUUCUCUGCUUUUGGUGACCUUACCUCUGUUGAGCUGGAAGAUUUGGAGCCUCAAGAUAGUAAUAAUGGCUCAGAGACGUUAAACAUAUCUGCUAAGAUAUGUUAUCCAACGCGCCGGUCUGCUGAGAGGGCAUUUUUGAAUGGCAAAAUCUGGCAAGGCCAAGCUUUGCAGUUUAUGUGGUUGCAGUCUAGUAAUUCUACCAAGGAUAGUGGUGUCAGAAAAGAUGCUGCUCCUGCUUUGAAGCAGCCUUCAGAUGCUAGUGUUCAACCCAUCUCAAAAGAUUCUUCGACUGGUUCAGAGGAAGGAAACACAGCUGGGAGUGAUGCACCUGAAAAAGAUUACAUGGAACGCGAGAAGCAGCCUUCAGAUGCUAAUGUUCAGCCCAUCCCAGAAGAUCCUUUGACUUGUUUACAGGAAGGAAAUGCUGCAGGGAUUGAUGAACCUGAAAAAGGUUAUAUAGAACAUGCGACUGUGAAUGAAGUUCCCAACUCCAGUUCAGCGAAACAGUUAGCUGAAUGUGAUCGGUCAUGAUUGUGGCACAAUUGCAGAGUUGUACAGUGACGUAAAAUUUUGAAUCACUUCUAUGUAAUUUCAGUAGUAGUAGCAAUUUACACAUUCUAGUUUCAAUUUUGCUUUAUCUCAAUUAACUGGAAAUGUAAAGAGGAAUUUUCUGAUUUUUUUUUACCACCAGAUGGCAGUCAUGAAGGGUAUCUAUAUUGAAUUCUGAAAGUCAUUCGAUGCUUAUAAGUAUAUCCUGGAUUGAGGACUA
Nicotiana tabacum (common tobacco) is the source of this 9165-nucleotide messenger RNA. RefSeq names its product zinc finger CCCH domain-containing protein 41. Gene Ontology annotation, cellular component: nucleus. Lineage: Eukaryota; Viridiplantae; Streptophyta; Magnoliopsida; Solanales; Solanaceae. The record is from RefSeq and is a predicted model, not a curated record. Gene Ontology annotation, molecular function: RNA binding; metal ion binding.